Molecule: messenger RNA, 2047 nt
Organism: Rhododendron vialii
Lineage: Eukaryota; Viridiplantae; Streptophyta; Magnoliopsida; Ericales; Ericaceae
Product: putative pectinesterase/pectinesterase inhibitor 28
Exons: 3
Coding region: 142-1866 (574 amino acids)
Biological process (GO): cell wall modification
Molecular function (GO): pectinesterase activity; pectinesterase inhibitor activity
Source: RefSeq, a predicted model, not a curated record
CCCCAUUUCCAUAAAUUCAAGCCAGAGCUCAAGGGGCACCAUAGACUCUUUCCAAAGGUCACAAGAUCGGUCCCCAUUAAGCUCUGUUCAUAUAUAUAGCAGAAACCUGCAUUUUCAAAUUGAUAAUUUAGACAAAUAAAAAUGGCAAAAAAGAAGGCCGCGAUCCUCGGUGUUUCUUCCAUCCUGUUGGUGGCAAUGGUGGUGGCAGUGGCUGUCACUGCCACCCGGAAGACCGCCACGAGCAGCAACGACUCUUCUACUGGCAGCAGCAGCAGCAGCGAGAUUUCGGCGUCUGCGAAAGCCGUGAAGCAGAUUUGCCAGCCGACGGAUUACAAGGAGACGUGCGAGGAAACCCUAUCGGGGGCGGCCGGAAAUACCACUGACCCCCAGAAGCUCGUUCAGGUGGCGUUCAAUGUCACAAUCAAUCAUAUUAAUGAGGCGAUUAAAAACUCUAGCCUUCUUCAUAAGCUGGCCACGGACCCGAGAGCGCAAGAUGCUUUGGAGAAUUGCCAAGAGCUGUUGGAUUUCUCCAUUAAUGAUCUCAAGAAGUCUUUCGCAACGGUCGGCUCGUUCAACGUUUCAAAGAUGAGCGAGUACAUGUCCGACCUUAAAACCUGGCUCUCGGCCUCCAUCACCUACCAACAAACCUGCCUGGACGGGUUCGAAAACACCACCGGAGACAGCGGCGAGGAGAUGAAGAAACUCUUGCAACUCUCGGGCGAGCUAACCAGCAAUGGCCUCGCCAUCGUGACCGAGCUCUCCCAAGUCCUGUCGACGUUCCAGCUACCGGCCAACAUGCGCCGCCUCCUCUCCGAAGAAACCGAUGCAAAAACCGUUGUGGACGCCGACGGGGUUCCCUCGUGGGUGGGCGACGCAGGGCGGAGGCUCCUCUCGGCCACUCCCGCGACAGUGACGCCGAAUGUCGUGGUGGCUCAAGAUGGGUCCGGGAAGUACAAGACCAUCAAUGCUGCUCUGGCUGACGUGCCUAAGAACGGCAACUCAACUUUUGUGAUUUACGUCAAGGCUGGUGUUUAUGCCGAGAAUGUAAAUAUCACCAGGAGCAUGGACAAUGUUUUCUUGAUUGGAGAUGGCCCCACCAAGACCAAGAUCACUGGAAGCAGGAGCUACAUCGGAGGCUACAAUACAUAUAAAACUGCAACAGUGUGCGCUGAUGGAGAGCGUUUCAUGGCUAAGGACAUCGGGAUCGAGAACAGCGCAGGAGCAGAGAAACAUCAGGCCGUCGCGCUCCGCGUGUCAUCGGAUCGCGCCAUCCUGUACAACUGCCAACUCGACGGCUACCAGGACACCCUGUACGCCCACGCCCACAGGCAGUUCUACCGCGACUGCACCAUCUCCGGCACCGUCGACUUCAUCUUUGGGGACGCCGCGGUGGUUUUCCAAAACUGCAAGUUGGUGAUCAACAAGCCGCUGGAGAACCAAAGUUGCAUGGUCACGGCCCAGGGAAGGACCGAUAAGCGCGGGGUCACGGGAAUCGUCCUCCAGAACUGCACAAUCACGGCAUCGCCCGAGUACCAGGCCGUCCAGGCAGAGUUCAAGUCGUACCUGGGACGGCCCUGGAAGAACUUCUCGAGGACAAUAGUCAUGCAGUCGGAUAUCGAAGGCAUAAUCGACCCGACGGGGUGGGCACCGUGGAUCGGGACGAUCAACCUUGACACACUUUGGUACGCAGAGUACAGCAACAGGGGUGCUGGUGCGAAAAAGACUGGUAGGGUUAAAUGGGCAGGUAUCCAGAAGAAGAUCACUGCAGAUGUUGCUGUGACUUUCACUCCUAGCAAGUUCAUCGACGGAAAUACCUGGAUUCCGGCCACCGGAGUCCCGUAUGUUCCCGACAUGAUAAAAGUCUGAUAGAUUUUUGGUUUUUCUUCUCAUUUUUGUUUGACAUGGUGAAAUUACAAGAUCAUUGGCAACUGAUCAAAAUCCAAGUUGUCAUGUUUUUUUCUGUUGUGUCAAUACAUAUCAUAAUAUUGUGAUGUAAAAGAAUUGACAUAUAAAUCAAAAUAGUAAAUUUGGCUAAUAUUCUAUUCAA